Messenger RNA from Coregonus sp. 'balchen', 18013 nucleotides. Lineage: Eukaryota; Metazoa; Chordata; Actinopteri; Salmoniformes; Salmonidae. The record is from the annotation of a GenBank genome assembly.
UUUUAGGGAAAUGACAUCAUUUUCGCUUCACUUUGCUGUGUCUAAUGGAAACGCGGUAGAUUGGAACUUGAACUGGAAAGUCUGAACAUUUGUAGUCGAGGGAGGUAAGACACAUUUUAACCCAGUGCAUGUUGCAGUUGUCUUUUCUAUAAUGAGAUGAGACUAUUUUGAAAAACAUUGCUUGGUCAGCCCAUACCGUUAUCUGCUGCCUUCCAGUGCCACACUGUCAUAGAUGGGUUAGCCGCUAAGCUAGCUAACGUUAGGAAGCUUAUAUAGUUGUUCAGAAAGCUAGCUAGCUAGCUAGCAGACGUUAGUGCUAGCCUGCUGAUAUUAGCUAACGUUAACUAGCUAGUCAACCAAGCCAUAGUUUCAGCCACGUCUAAGUGUAUUGUCUAGUUGGCUCUAGUCUUGCUUCCAAUGUUUAAACAUUUUGUAGCCAUCUCUGUACUCAAAGCUAACUAGCUAACGUUAGCUAUCUAGCCAGCUGUAGCUAGCUAUGGUGCUACAGCUAGCUAGUUUGCUUGACAGAAAGCAAUCACAAUGUCAACAAAGCCGAAGCCCCUCUCAACCCCUUCUGCUUUGUUGUCUCCCCAGGUGUCAAGUGGAUUUUGAAUCGUGACCCGUCUCGUCUAGAAUAUUAUAUGGCUGCCCCAGCCUUGCAACAGUCCAGUUUUCUUCUGGUUGGUUGUAACUCCUAUAUUGUGUUAUCACUGUAAAGUCCAUGGAGAAUAAGAGCACUUCCUCCCAGCUGCCCACUGCACUGAGGCUAGGAAACACUAUCACCACCGAUAAAUCUACAAUAAUUGAGAAUUUCAACAAGCAUUUUGCUACGGCUGGCCAUGCUUUCCACCUGGCUACAACUACCCCGGCCACCAACUCUGCACCCUCCGCUGCAACUUGCCCAUGCCCCCCCCCCCCCCCCCCCCCUUCUCCUUCACACAAAUUCAGACAGCUGAUGUUCUGAAAGAGCUGCAAAAUCUGGACCCCUACAAAUCAGCUGGGCUAGACAAUCUGGACCCUUUCUUUCUAAAACUAGCUGCCGAAAUUGUCGCAACCCCUAUUACUAGCCUGUUCAACCUCUCUUUCGUAACGUCUGAGAUCCCCAGAGAUUGGAAAGCUGCCGCGGUCAUCCCCUCUAGAUCCAAACUGUUACAGACCUAUAUCCAUCCUGCCCUGCCUUUCGAAAGUAUUUGAAAGCCAAGUUAACAAACAGAUCACCGACCAUUUCGAAUCCCACCGUACCUUCUCCGCUAUGCAAUCUGGUUUCCGAGCUGGUCAUGGGUGCACUUCAGCCACGCUCAAGGUCCUAAACGAUAUUAUAACCGCGAUCGAUAAUAGACAGUACUGUGCAGCCGUCUUCAUCGACCUGGCCAAGGCUUUUGACUCUGUCAACCACCGCAUUCUUAUUGGCAGACUAAAUAGCCUUGGUUUCUCAAAUGACUGCCUCGCCUGGUUCACCAACUACUUCUCAGAUAGAGUUCAAUGUGUCAAAUCGGAGGGCCUGUUGUCUGAACCUAUGGCAGUCUCUAUGGGGGUGCCACAGGGUUAAAUUAUUGGGGCGACUCUUUUCUCCAUGUAUAUCAAUGAUGUCGCUCUUGCUGCUGGUGACUCUCAGAUCCACCUCUACGCAGACGACACCAUUUUGUAUACAUCUGGCCCUUCAUUGGACACUGUGUUAACAAACCUCCAAACGAGCUUCAAUGCCAUACAACACUCCUUCAGUAGCCUCCAACUGCUCUUAAACACUAGUAAAACUAAAUGCAUGCUCUUCAAUCGAACGCUGCUGGCACCCGCCCACCCGACUAGAAUCACUACUCUCGACGGGUCUGACCUAGAGUAUGUGGACAACUACAAAUACCUAGGUGUCUGGUUAGACUGUAAACUCUCCUUCCAGACUCACAUUAAGAAUCUCCAAUCCAAAGUUAAAUCUAGAAUCGGCUUCCUAUUUCGCAACAAAGCCUCCUUCACUCAUGCUGCCAAACAUGCCCUCGUAAAACUGACUAUCCUACCAAUCCUUGACUUCGGCGAUGUCAUUUACAAAAUAGCCUCCAACACUCUACUCAGCAAAUUGGAUGUAGUCUAUCACAGUGCCAUCCGUUUUGUCUCCAAAGCCCCAUACACUACCCACCACUGUGACCUGUACGCUCUUGUUGGCUGGUCCUCACUACAUGUUCGUCGUCAAACCCACUGGCUCCAGGCCAUCUAUAAAUCACUGCUAGGCAAAUCCCCGCCUUAUCUUAGCUCAUUGGUCACCAUAGCAGCACCCACCCGUAGUCUGCGCUCCAGCAGGUAUAUCUCACUGGUCAUCCCCAAAGCCAACACCUCCUUUGGCCGCCAUUCCUUCCAGUUCUCUGCUGCCAAUGACUGGAAGGAAUUGCAAAAAUCUCUGAAGCUGGAGACUCUUAUCUCCCUCACUAACUUUAAGCAUCAGUUGUCAGAGCACCUUACCGAUCACUGCACCUGUACACAGCCCAUCUGAAAUUAGCCCACCCAACUACCUCAUCCCUAUAUUGUUAUUUAUUUUGCUCUUUUGCACCCCAGUAUCUCUAUUUGCACAUCAUCUCUUGCACAUCUAUCAUUCCAGUGUUAAUACUAAUUGUAAUUAUUUUGCACUAUAGCCUAUUUAUUGCCUUACCUCCAUAACUUGCUACAUUUGCACACACUGUAUAUAUAUUUUCUGUUGUAUUUUUGGACUUUUUUUACCCCAUAUGUAACUCUGUUGUUAUUUUUAUCGCACUGCUUUGCUUUAUCUUGGCCAGGUCGCAGUUGUAAAUGAGAACUUGUUCUCAACUGGCUUACAGUGGGGGAAAAAAGUAUUUAGUCAGCCACCAAUUGUGCAAGUUCUCCCAAAAUAAGAAAAAAAAUACAGAAAAUCACAUUGUAGGAUUUUUUAUGAAUUUAUUUGCAAAUUAUGGUGGAAAAUAAGUAUUUGGUCAAUAACAAAAGUUUCUCAAUACUUUGUUAUAUACCCUUUGUUGGCAAUGACACAGGUCAAACGUUUUCUGUAAGUCUUCAUGGUUUUCACACACUGUUGCUGGUAUUUUGCCCCAUUCCUCCAUGCAGAUCUCCUCUAGAGCAGUGAUGUUUUGGGGCUGUCGCUGGGCAACACAGACUUUCAUCUCCCUCCAAAGAUUUUCUAUGGGGUUGAGAUCUGGAGACUGGCUAGGCCACUCCAGGACCUUGAAAUGCUUCUUACGAAGCCACUCCUUCGUUGCUCGGGCGGUGUGUUUGGGAUCAUUGUCAUGCUGAAAGACCCAGCCACGUUUCAUCUUCAAUGCCCUUGCUGAUGGAAGGAGGUUUUCACUCAAAAUCUCACGAUACAUGGCCCCAUUCAUUCUUUCCUUUACAUGGAUCAGUCGUCCUGGUCCCUUUGCAGAAAAACAGCUCCAAAGCAUGAUGUUUCCACCCCCAUGCUUCACAGUAGGUAUGGUGUUCUUUGGAUGCAACUCCGCAUUCUUUGUCCUCCAAACACGACGAGUUGAGUUUUUACCAAAAUGUUCUAUUUUGGUUUCAUCUGACCAUAUGACAUUCUCCCAAUCCUCUUCUGGAUCAUCCAAAUGCACUCUAGCAAACUUCAGACAGGCCUGGACAUGUACUGGCUUAAGCAGGGGGACACGUCUGGCACUGCAGGAUUUGAGUCCCUGGCGGCGUAGUGUGUUACUGAUGGUAGGCUUUGUUACUUUGGUCGCAGCUCUCUGCAGGUCAUUCACUAGGUCCCCCCGUGUGGUUCUGGGAUUUUUGCUCACCGUUCUUGUGAUCAUUUUGACCCCACGGGGUGAGAUCUUGCGUGGAGCCCCAGAUCGAGGGAGAUUAUCAGUGGUCUUGUAUGUCUUCCAUUUCCUAAUAAUUGCUCCCACGGUUGAUUUCUUCAAACCAAGCUGCUUACCUAUUGCAGAUUCAGUCUUCCCAGCCUGGUGCAGGUCUACAAUUUUGUUUCUGGUGUCCUUUGACAGCUCUUUGGUCUUGGCCAUAGUGGAGUUUGGAGUGUGACUGUUUGAGGUUGUGGACAGGUGUCUUUUAUACUGAUAACAAGUUCAAACAGGUGCCAUUAAUACAGGUAACGAGUGGAGGACAGAGGAGCCUCUUAAAGAAGAAGUUACAGGUCUGUGAGUGCCAGAAAUCUUGCUUGUUUGUAGGUGACCAAAUACUUAUUUUCCACCAUAAUUUGCAAAUAAAUUCAUUACAAAUCCUACAAUGUGAUUUUCUGGAUUUUUUUUCUCAAUUUGUCUGUCAUAGUUGACGUGUACCUAUGAUGAAAAUUACAGGCCUCUCUCAUCUUUUUAAGUGGGAGAACAUGCACAAUUGGUGGCUGACUAAAUACUUUUUUUCCCCACUGUACCUGGUUAAAUAAAGGUGAAAUAAAAAAUAUAUAAAAAUCAUGAGCUAGUUAAAUGUGAACUAUCUGUUGCAUGCUUGAAGUUGUCAUGAGCCAAGUCAAUAUCACAUAGUUAGCUAACACUGUGGCAGCUGUAACCGUUGUCAGCUUUGAUGAUGUUCUCUUCUCUUUACAGGCCAAUCUGAAAGUUGACUCGACCACCAAACCUUUUCUCCAGCGGUGCCAGGAGCUGGUGAAGGUCAUUGAUGACUACCCUGCAAAGGUGCAGUUUGCUUGUAUAGACCAGUGUUGUUAGUUGUCUAUCUUGCAUGUGUUGUUGGAGAUUUAAUUGUGCGUGCUUAGGUCCAAACUACAGUACCAGUCAAAAGUUUGGACACACCUACUCAUUCCAGGGUUUUUCUUUAUUUUUACUAUUUUCUACAUAUGUAGAAUAAUAGUGAAGACAUCAAAACUAUGAAAUAACACAUAUGGAAUCAUGUAGUAACCCAAAACGUGUUAAACAAAUCAAAAUAUAUUUUAUAUUUGAGAUUCUUCAAAGUAGCCACCAUUUGCCUUGAUGACAGCUUUGCACACUCUUGGCAUUCUCUCAACCAGCUUCACCUGGAAUGCUUUUCCAACAGGCUUGAAGGAGUUCCCACAUAUGCUGAGCACUUGUUGGCUGCUUUUCCUUCACUCUGCGGUCCAACUCAUCCCAAACCAUCUCAAUUGGGUUGAGGUCGGGUGAUAAUGGAGGCCAGGUCAUCUGAUGCAGCACUCCAUCACUCUUACACAAUUUGUUGGGCCUUCCUCUGACACCGCCUAGUAUAUAGGUCCUGGAUGGCAGGAAGCUUGGCCCCAGUGAUGUACUGGGCCGUACGCACUACCCUCUGUAGCGCCUUACGGUCGGAUGCCGAGCAGUUGCCAUACCAGGCGGUGAUGCAACUGGUCAGGAUGCUCUCGAUGGUGCAGCUGUAUAACUUUUUGAGGAUCUGGGAACCCAUGCCAAAUCCUUUGUCUCCUGUGGGGGAAAAGGUGUUGUCGUGCCCUCUUCACGGCUGUCUUGGUGUGUUUGGACCAUGAUAGUUUGUUGGUGAUGUGGACACCAAGGAACUUGAAACUCUCAACCCGUUCCACUACAGCCCCGUCGAUGUGAAUGGGGGUGUGUUCGGCCCUCCUUUUCCUGUAGUUCACGAUCAGCUCCUUUGUCUUGCUCACGUUGAGGGAGAGGUUGUUGUCCUGGCACCACACUGCCAGGUCUCUGACCUCCUCCCUAUAGGCUGUCUCAUUGUUGUCGGUGAUCAGGCCUACCACUGCUGUCUCGUCAGCAAACUUAAUGAUGGUGUUGGAGUCGUGCUUGGCCACGCAGUCGUGGGUGAACAGGGAGUACAGGAGGGGACUAAGCACACACCCCUGAGGGACCCCUGUGUUAAGGAUCAGCGUGGCAGUUGUGUUGUUGCCUACCCUGUCAUUCUCAGUUGCUGGGAGUUGUAUGAUUUACAUAGAACACUUACUAGUGUUUAUGUUAUCUUUUGAAAGGGUUGGGCCAGACCCACAAGUUGGAUUCUCCAGGCUUUCAUGCCCAUGUGGAAUGUGUCUAGGCAGCUGUUACUGUGCGGUAUGUUGGGAUCAGAGGGAAUAUCAUGCCAGGGUGACACAGCGUCUGGAAACCAGGGUCUCAGGAACAGCUGCUGCACUGCAGAUGCCUCACUCUGCGUGUGUGCGUGUGUUACAGAGGAAGAGCACCUAUCUGCCAAUAGGUCAGAAAGAGCAUUGAACAUCCUUACCCAAACCGGUUCAGCUCAACUCAACCAUGUUACCCAAUCGCAUUCAUCCUCUUGUCUUCCACCGGAAGUUUCCUCUCCAUGGUCUGAUGACAUUGUUGUGGAGGGUGACUGAAGCAGGGAUAAUGGAAGUAAGCUUGUGUUUGUGACUGACAGCAUUAAUAUAUUUCUUUCUUCAGGAGCUGCACUUGAUCUUCCCCUGGCUUGUUGAGAGUGUUUUUGGCAGUCUGGAUGGGGUCAUCGUGGGCUGGAACCUGCGAUUCCUGCAGGCACGCAGCAAUGAGUACAACAUCGUCAUGGACUUUCUCGAUCCUAGGUAGGCCUCACAGGCUCCUUUGGUGUUAGCUGCUAUUAGCAAUGCUGGUGUAUUUACACUACAGCAUUGCUCCCUAUUGUAUUUGGUUGCACAAAAAGUCUGUAAAAAAAUAAUCAACUUACGGUUGGUCAAUAAAACGGGGAGGAUUUGGGACAACAUAUCUAAACAGACUUUCCAAACACAGGGUGUUAUUGUUACUUUGGUGUGUGUGUCACUACACUGUGACACACAUUAUGUAUUAUGUAUGUGGCUGUACAAGACGUGUAUGACAUAAUGUACAGUGUCUAUUAUGUAGCAGUACUGUGUGUCUAAGACAAUUUUCCCCUCAGGAACAUUAAAGCCUUCAUGAAAAAUAGUAAUGUACUGGAUACUGACUUAAUUCUGAUUGUAUGUGCUUUUCAGUGGGCCAAUGAUGAAGCUUGUGUACAAGCUUCAAGCAGAGGAGUACAAGUAUGAAAUACCUGUCAGCUUUCUCCCUGUAAGUCUCAUCCCUUUUUAAACAUGACUUUUCUUUAUCAAUUUCAUACAUAGCAAGGUCUUCCACAACAGUGAUUGGUGUAAAGCUUGGAUGUUAUUUUCUCUUGCAGGGUCCUGUAAAGGCAUCCAUACAGGAAGGCGUCCUCCCAGAUUGUCCACUUUUUCACAACAAGCUGCAGUUUCCUCUGUCUGGUCUGCAGACACUCAGCCUGGCGCUCAGUAUCCUUGAUGCUCAAACUCACACUCAGACCUCGCCUUCUCACAAACAUACAAUGUGGACAAUGACAAUGUUUGCUAAAAUUAUUUAAUUUGUUGUAUAGUCUGGUGGUAUGUCCUUAAACCAUCUCCAGAUCCCUUUGAAUAUUACAUGUUCAUGUUUGCUUCCAGUCUCAUCACACCAAAGGUGAACCCUACUCAACUGUCAUUACAACAGGAAAGGUUUUGAUAGUUUGUGAUAACUUUCAUGAUAAUCAGACUAUUAUUCGACCUAACAUGAUUGUUUUGAUGUAAUUUUCUCAGAACUACCCUCUGGGCCAGCAUGUGAGCAGCUCGGACAAUGCGUACUUUGUGCUUGUGGACACCUACCUCAAGUACUUCCUCCCUACAGAGGGAAGUGUUCCCCCCUCUCCAUUCGCCGACAAUAGAGGCUCUGUGUCUCCAUCUGCUCCCAGGUACUCUACAGUGGGGAUUGGUCUAAUCAAAGUCAAUGUUUCUGUCAGUGGUAUAAAAAGUACUCAAUUGUCAUACUUUAGUAAAAGUAAAUAUACCUUAAUAGAAAAUGACUUAAGUAAAAGUAAAAGUCACCCAGGAAAAUACUACUUGAGCAAAAGUCUGGUUUGAAAUGUACUUAAGUACAGUGGUGGAAAAAGUGCUCAAUUGCCAUACUUGAGUAAAAGUAAAUGCUAUACAAACCAGACGGCACGGUUUUCUUUUUUCUUUACGGACAGACGGGCAUUCUCCAACACUCAGACAUGCUAUACAAACCAGACGGCACGGUUUUCUUUUUUCUUUACGGACAGACGGGCAUUCUCCAACACUCAGACAUGCUAUACAAACCAGACGGCACGGUUUUCUUUUUUCUUUACGGACAGACGGGCAUUCUCCAACACUCAGACAUAAUUUACAAAAGCAUUAUUUGUGUUUAGUGAGUCCGCCAGAUCAGAGGCAGUAGGGAUGACAAGGUGUUAUAUUGAUAGGUGUGUGAAUUGGACCAUAAUUCUGACCUGCCUGAACAUUAGAAAUGUAAUGAGGGGAAAAUGUAUGGGAGUAAAAAGUACAUAUUUUCUUUAGAAUUGUAGUAGAAUAAAAGUAAAAGUUGUACCCCAAAAACGACUUAAGUAGUACUUUAAAGUACUUUUACUUAAGUACUUUACACCACUGGUUUCUGUAAAUGUGAAAGGGUUGUGAUCAGUAGGGUGAGAACCUUUGAAAGAUGCUACCUGAACUUGUCCAAUAAGAGCACACACUUUCUUUUUCCUUUGCCUCCUCUUAGUUUCUCCUUCCUUCCUCAUGCUACAACUCAGUGCUCACUGUCAUGUCUUUGGUGCCCAGGGCUCCCAGCGUGCCUUUUGCAGGGUAUGGUAUCCAUAGCACCAGCCUCCUCAAACGCCACAUAUCCCAUCAGCCCUCGGUCACUGCUGACCCUGCAGCCCAGGAGAUCUGGAGGUCCGAGGCAUUACUACAGGUGAGGCUUCAUCCUUUGUCAGUCAUGAAUGGAUUUAGUCUGAAUGAUGUCAGUCAAGUGUUUAGGGAAUCGUGAAUAAGACGUUUGUGUGUGUGUUACCCCCAGGUGUUUGUGGAGAUGUGGCUGCAUCACUACUCCCUGGAGAUGUACCAGAAGCUGCAGUCCCCGCAGGUGAAGGUAAGAGCAUGUCAAACAUGGACCCUCCCACCACCAAGUUCCCCCCUCACCCCUGCACUGCAGCAACGCACGGCUGACUGGCUGAUGAAAAUCUCCCCCCCACCACCACUACCGCCCCUCUCCCCCUUCACUUGAACAACGGCAGGGCUCGUCCCACCGAGUGCUAUAAUAGACCUUCCUCCAACCCCACUAAGACAUGGACCCCACAUGGUGAUCAGCGUCAAAUCAACCUGUCCCAUGGCUGGGACUGGGACACAAAACGGGUCACAUUGUCCUCUUUUCAAUUAGAGGAGUAUUUCUACCUGAUUAAGACUUGCACUCCCACACCUGGGCUAUAGAAAUGUAGUUUAUAUCCAUCUCCUUUGCACGGCAUAGAUACGUAUACUGUAUAUGAGUUGCUGUUUCUUAUGCUUCUUUAAGAGUUACUGGAAAAUCAGGCAGAGGGAGGUCUGGCUUUGGUUUGGACUCGUUUUGUCUCUCCUUAUUUGCAUAGAUUAGGAAACAUGAAUGCUAUCAAAGUUCAAUGUCAAACCAAUCAAAAAAGGGCACAGUAAACAGCAGGCAUUUGUAAUUUUAUUUGAAAGUCAGGCUUAUUUUUGGAUGAUUUUCUUUAUUUUGUUGCUGAAUUAUUGGCUUAUGGGCAACUGCAGAGCAAAUGUACUGCACUGAUUUGGCAUGUGUAUCUGGUAGUAGUGCUUUUGCUUCCCACAUGACCUGUGCAUGCUGUCUGUUUGUGGCUGUUAACGGUUUCAGUACCCUUCUCUGAUGUUUAUUUGGCUGUUGGACAGGCUGGUUGCCAUCUUUACAUCAGUUCAAGUAUCAUCUAGCCACCACCCUUUUUCAUGAUCCAUACACCUGUCAUAUCCCCAAUGGUGUACAGGCCAUACCCUUCCCAUCCCUGCUGUCCCCUACUAACCUAGUACGUACACAAUCUUCUGUUAGAUUGUAUAGUUAAAGUUAAGUAUGUGGUCCUCCAUUGUGUAAGAGAUGCAGUACCCCCUCUCCCCUCUAAAAGACCACCUGUCAUGGCCAUUGGACCGAAACAAUCCUUUUACCUGUGGACAGUUCUUCCACCUAAAAUCUCUUUAACAAACCCUGUUAUUAACCAUGUGUUGUAUCUUCUGUGCCUCUCAUUGAUGAGGAUAUUUACAGUUUAAUCUCUCCUGUCUUGGGUGUGGAAAGGGCUACUGCAUCACCCUAGCUGUUAUAGCAUUGUGUUCCUGUGGUCAAUAUCUUUUUGUUUGUUUUGUUUCUUGUUUUCUCCCAUUUUUGGUGUUCAGUCCUUUUCCUUUGUGGAUGCACUCUAUCCUUUUUUUUUCUCCUUUCUAUUCUCAUGUUCACCUCCUUCCCUUCUCCCCCUUUCUCCUCCUUCCCCCACUGUUGUCGUUUCCCUCCUCCUCUUCCUCCCCUGGUUGUGACGGGUCGUACAGCUGGCACUGCUGCACUAUCGUCUCAGUAUGUCCAGCAUGCCGUGCCAACCCCUGACCCCUCCUGGCUCUGGGACCCUGGACACGUACCAAGUACUUUUACCUUUUCAUCCACUCCCACCGGGCCUGCUGGAGGUAAACCUAGGCCCUGAGGACAGAGUAGCAUUAAGGUUAAGAUGGGGAAGUCAAGGGUACUUCUCUUUUUUUUUUUUAAGCAUUUGAAUGCCGUUACAGUGCAUUCUGUAAAACCAACUGCCUGGUUGACGCAACCAGUCAAAGACCUAUCCUUGGAUGGACCCCAUUUUGACGGCACAAAAUUCACAUAACGUCAAACAUCUCACAGUAGGAUCUGGCCCAUAGAGAAGCAUUAUUGAAAGGAGAAUGUGCCUUCAAAGCACGUUUUGAAUUUGAAGAGAUUGAUGUUUUCAUUGUGUGUGUGUGUCCUUUUCUUUAUAGCAUGUGUUGUUGAUGUCUGUUGUGUUGCACACUAUCCUUGGUUAAUGUGUGUCAUUGUCUUUCUCAUCUCACAUCUUUCCAUUAUGAGCAAACACUACUACAGUAUACAAAACAUGAAUAACCAAAUUUCCCUAAAUAAUUUAAUUAAUGAAUCAUCAAAUUGUCUACUUGCCUCAUCAUUCUAAGAAUAAUGGAUCUGAAUAUCAAUUUGAAGUACUGUAUGUGCCUGUUUCUGAGCUAGACACAGAUUGAAUUAUGUUUUCAGCUAGGCUUUUUCAACAGCAGGGUAAUUUGAGAAACAGUAACAUUAACUAUGGCUAGGGGAGGGGAGGGACCAGGAUUAGGGGAAUGUUCCAAGCCCACUGUGUGAUUGGUUAUUGUGGUCCAAGGAGCUUUGUGUGAUUGGCUGCUGCCAAUGUGGAUCUCUGUAUGACUGGCUGCGGUUUCAGGAGACUUUCACCCCGACAGAGGAGCACGUUCUGGUGGUGCGUCUCCUGGUGAAGCACCUCCAUGCCUUCUCCUGCAGCCUGAAGCCUGAGCAGGUCUCCUCCUCGCCCUCGGCCCACUCCCACGCCAGCCCCCUGGAGGAGUUCAAGAGGUGAGCUGAGCAGUGAGCACCCCCAUGGUCAGACAUCAGGGUCCACGUUCUCUCCAGCACUUAACAGUAACUUUAAACAGUCAAUCUAGUUUUGUCUGUAAUUCACUAUGGCCCUGUCUCUGUCUCUGUAGGGUGGUGGUCCAGCGUUUUGUCCAGCAGAAGCUCUAUGUGUUCCUCCAGCACUGCUUUGGACACUGGCCUUUAGAUGCCUCCUUCAGAGCGGUAGGUGUUACAACUCCAUCCUCAACCUUCUCAGCUUGGCUGGGGUGUUGGUGUCAAUCACGACUUUCACUCAUUGGGUCCACAAUUUUUUUUUUUUAUGUGCUCUUAUCUCUAUACCACCACUGUCUCUGUGUUUAGGUGUUGGAGACUUGGCUUAGCUACAUCCAGCCAUGGAGGUACACAGGAGAGAAUACCAAUCCUCAGACAGACCAGAACAAAGGUGUACCUGAGAAAUGGUGAGUUAUCUGUUGGAUCACUGAAUAGGUCAGGCUAAAUAAAUGCGUGUUAGCAGUGCUUCCUUGAAAUGUUUUACUCUGAGGUACAGACUAGUAAAAUCUGCCCCUUUUAUUCUCUGUAUCCAACGCACUAGAAGACCAGUUCUUAAAGGCUUUAGCCGUAUCCUUAUUCUAUUCCUCCUCUGUUCCUCUGGUGAUGUAGAAGUUAACCCAGGCCCUGUAGCCCCCCAGUAUCACUCCUACCCCCCAGGCGCUAUAAUUUGUUGACUUCUGUAACCGUAAAAGCCUUGGUUUCUUGCAUGUUAACAUCAGAAGCCUCCUUCCCAAGGUUUAGGUAUUCACUGCGCUAGCACACUGCCAACCCUGAUGUUCUAGCAGUGUCUGAAUCCUGGCUUGGGAAGGCCACCAAACUACAACAUUUUCCGUCUAGAUAGAACUGCCAAAGGGGGCGGAGUUGCAAUCUACUGUAGAGAUAGCCUGCAGAGCUCUAUCAUACUAUCCAGGUCUGUGCCCAAACAGUUUGCGCUUCUACUUCUAAAAAUCCACCUUUCCAGAAAUAAGUCUCUCACUGUUGCCGCUUGCUACAGACCCCCCUCAGCCCCCAGUUGUGCUCUGGACACCAUAUGUGAAUUGCUUGCCCCCCAUCUAUCCUCAGAGUUCGUACUGCUUGGUGACCUAAACUGGGAUAUGCUUAACACCCCGGCCGUCCUUCAAUCUAAACUAGAUGCCCUCAAUCUCACACAAAUGAUCAAGGAACCUACCAGGUACAACCCUAAAUCCGUAAACAUGGGCACCCUCAUAGAUAUCAUCCUGACUAAUUUACCCUCUAAAUACACCUCCGCUGUCUUCAACCAGGAUCUCAGCGAUCACUGCCUCAUUGCCUGCGUCCGUAAUGGGUCCGCGGUCAAACGACCACCCCUCAUCACUGUCAAACGCUCCCUAAAACACUUCAACGAGCAGGCCUUUCUAAUUGACCUGGCCCGGGUAUCCUGGAUGGAUAUUGACCUCAUUCCGUCAGUAGAGGAUGCCUGGAUGUUCUUCAAAAGUGCUUUCCUCUCCAUCUUAAAUAAGCAUGCCCCUUUCAAAAAAUUCAGAACUAAGAACAGAUAUAGCCCCUGGUUCACCCCAGACUUGACUGCCCUUGACCAGCACAAAAACAUCCUGUGGCGUACUGCAUUAGCAUCGAACGGCCCCCGCGAUAUGCAACUUUUCAGGGAAGUCAGGAACCAAUAUACACAGUCAGUUAAGAAAGCAAAGGCUAGCUUUUACAAACAGAAAUGUGCAUCCUGUAGCACUAACUCCAAAAUGUUUUGGGACACUGUAAAGCACCUCCUCCCAGCUACCCACUGCACUGAGGCUAGGAAACACUCUCACCACCGAUAAAUCUACGAUAAUCGAGAAUUUCAAUAAGCAUUUUGUUGCCUGGCUGGCCAUGCUUUCCACCUGGCUACCCCUACCCCGGCCACAAGCUCUGCACCCUCCGCUGCAACUUGCCCAUGCCCCCCCCCCCCCGCUUCUCCUUCACCCAAAUUCAGAUAGCUGAUGUCCUGAAAGAGCUGCAAAAUCUGGACCCCUACAAAUCAGCUGGGCUAGACAAUCUGGACCCUUUCUUUCUAAAAUUAGCUGCCGAAAUUGUCGCAACCCCUAUUACUAGCCUGUUAAACCUCUCAUUCGUAUCGUCUGAGAUCCCCAGAGAUUGGAAAGCUGCCGCGGUCAUCCCCCUCUUCAAAGGGGGUGACACUCUAGAUCCAAACUGUUACAGACCUAUAUCCAUCCUACCCUGCCUUUCGAAAGUAUUUGAAAGCCAAGUUAACAAACAGAUCACCGACCACUUUGAAUCCCACCGUACCUUCUCCGCUAUGCAAUCUGGUUUCCGAGCUGGUCAUGGGUGCCCCUCAGCCACGCUCAAGGUCCUAAACGAUAUAAUAACCGCGAUUGAUAAAAUACAGUACUGUGCAGCCGUCUUCAUCGACCUGGCCAAGGCUUUUGACUCUGUCAAUCACUGCAUUCUUAUUGGCAGACUAAAUGGCCUUGGUUUCUCAACUGACUGCCUCGCCUGGUUCACCAACUACUUCUCAGGUAGAGUUAAAUGUGUCAAAUCGGAGGGCCUGUUGUCUGGACCUCUAGCAGUCUCUAUGGGGGUGCCACAGGGUUCAAUUCUUGGGCCGACUCUAUUCUCUGUGUAUAUCAAUGAUGUCGCUCUUGCUGCUGGUGACUCUCAGAUCCACCUCUACGUAGACGACACCAUUUUGUAUACAUCUGGCCCUUCAUUGGACACUGUGUUAACAAACCUCCAAACGAGCUUCAAUGCCAUACAACACUCCUUCCGUGGCCUCCAACUGCUCUUAAACGCUAGUAAAACUAAAUGCAUGCUCUUCAAUUGAACACUGCUUGCACCCGCCCACCCGACUAGAAUCACUACUCUCGGCGGGUCUGACUUAGAAUAUGUGGACAACUACAAAUACCUAGGUGUCUGGUUAGACUGUAAACUCUCCUUCUAGACUCACAUUAAGCAUCUCCAAUCCAAAGUUAAAUCUAGAAUCAGCUUCCUGUUUCGCAACAAAGCCUCCUUCAUUCAUGCUGCUAAACAUGCCCCCGUAAAACGGACUAUCCUACCGAUCCUUGACUUCGGCGAUGUGAUUUACAAAAUAGCUUCCAACACUCAACUCAGCAAAUUGGAUGUAGUCUAUCACAGUGCCAUCCGUUUUGUCACCAAAGCCCCAUAUACUACCCACCACUGUGACCUGUACGCUCUCGUUGGCUGGCCCUCACUACAUAUUCGUUGCCAAACCCACUGGCUCCAGGUCAUCUAUAAAUCACUUCUAGGCAAAUCCCCGCCUUAUCUUAGAUCAUUGGUCACCAUAGCAACACCCACCCAUAGUCUGCGCUCCAGCAGGUAUAUCUCACUGGUCAUCCCCAAAGUCAACACCUCCUUUGGCCGCCAUUCCUUCCAGUUCUCUGCUGCAAAAGACUGGGACGAACUGCAAAAAUCUCUGAAGCUGGAGACACUUAUCUCCCUCACUAUCUUUAAGCAUCAGUUGUCAGAGCAGCUUACCGAUCACUGCACCUGUACACAGCCCAUCUGUAAUUAGCCCACCCAACUACCGCAUCCCCAUAUUGUUAUUUACAUUAUUUAUUUUGCUCAUUUGCACCCCAGUAUCUCUAUUUGCACAUCAUCUUCUGCACAUCUAUCACUCCAGUGUUAAUAUUAAAUUGUAAUUAUUUUGCACUAUGGCCUAUUUAUUGCCUUACCUCCAUAACUUACUACAUUUGCACACACUGUAUAUAGAUUUUCUAUUGUGUUAUUGACUGUACGUUUUAUUUAUUCCAUAUGUAACUCUGUGUUGUUGUUGUUUUUAUCGCACUGCUUUGCUUUAUCUUGGCCAGGUCGCAGUUGUAAAUGAGAACUUGUUCUCAACUGGCUUACCUGGUUAAAUAAAGGUGAAAUAAAAUAAAUAUUGGUGUAUUUGUCUUACUGAUUCCUCAAUUUUUCAGAUCCAUCUUCCUGACCAGUUUCUCUUUUCUUUUUUUUUCAGGGGCUUGUUUGUUCAGGAGAACCUGCUCAUGUACACAAAGCUCUUUCAGGGCUUUCUAAACAGGGUGGUACGCAUAGACCUGGUCAACGUCAAAAAUGCACUAAUGGUCUUCAGGGUGGCCAAAGUCUUCGCUCAGCCAAACCUAUCAGAGAUGAUUCAGAAAGGUAAGGACAGAAACAAUCACCCAGCCUUAUGAUACUUGUGUGAUGCAGAUGCACUAAUAGUAAUGUCCAACUACAGUAGUCUGUGCUAUCACUGACCUGUCCUCUCCUAUCCGUCCCCUCCCUGUCCCUCCCCAGGAGAGCAGCUGUUUCUGGAGCCGGAGCACGUCCUCCACCACCGGCAGCACCGGGUCUUCCUCACUCCUAGCCACGGUGGCAGCUUCCUGUCUGCCCGGCAGUCUGUGGUGACAGACAGGGUGUUCAGGGUGAAGAGCCACGUGUACGGCCUGGAGGGCCAGGACUGCCAGUACAAACAGAUGUUCGGCACAGAGCUGAGGGGCGCGGUGAGUGGAGGGGACUAUCCUUGGGGGUGGUUUCAUUGCAAUUCCAGAUUUGCAAGUUUGUAAUUCCAAUUCUGGAGUUGAACCCAACUUUGGGAGAAAACUGCCAAUGAGGCUAAUGGUGAGCUAGCUAGCGUUAACCACCUGCUACAAGCACAGUCUGUGUGGACUUAAUUGAAUUAGCUUGGCUGACUGUUCACAAAUGUUGUCAAUCAUCAGUUAACUGUAGUCUCAGUUGAGUAAAAUGAGCUGUGUUGGUGUUGCUGACUUUCUGGAGAAGACUAUGUUCUUCUUGCUACUCACAACAGACCCAACCGCCCAGGCCUGCCUUCGUCUUAAAUUUACAUUUGUCAUUUAGCACAGGGUUUCCCAAACUCGGUCCUGGGGCCCCCCCCCCUGGGUGCACAUUUUGGUUUUUGCCCUAGCACUACACAGCUGAAUCAAAUAACCAACUCAUCAUCAAGCUUUGAUGAUUUGAAUCAGCUGUGUAGUGCUAGGGCAAAAACCAAAACGUGCACCCAGAAGGGGGCCCCAGGACCGAAUUUGGGAAACCCUGAUUUAGCAGACUCUUAUCCAGAGUGACUUAGAGUAGUGAGUGCAUACAUUUUCAUACUGGUCCCCUGUGGGAGUUGAACCCACAACCCUGGCGUUGUAAGCGCCGUGCUCUACCAACUGAGCCACACGGGACCACUAGAACCAGUCAACAACUUCUCUUUUAGUCUGAUGUUUUGAGGCUGCAUAUAAGCAUGGUCACUGUUGUCAUCCUUCUUUGGUGUAGGUCCUGAAGCUCAUUCAGAUCAUCGCCCAGGCGAGGCAGACGGCCAAGAGGAUAUCAGAUCAGUCAGCUGAGGUGGCGGCCAAUAACUCCUUCAUGUCCUGGUUUGGAAUGGGCUCCCCCGACCUCAACUACACCUUCAAUGGAGGAGAGGUGGAUGACACUGGGGAGUGUGUCAAGAAGACCCACGAGUUCCUGGAGAGGUCACUGGACUACCUCUGUCAGAUAUUUCGGGUAGGUUUACACAAAACUUUUCCUUAACAUUUAGCAUGUGCUAAUGCUAAACGUUGAAGACUGCUGCAAUUGAUAUUAAUCAAACUUAAUUCAACUAAUUAUGGGUGAAAAUAUGUCAUGCUAUUCUGUCGUCUACAGCUGAAUGCAGGGCAGCUGUCUCAGCUGAUGGCUACCCUGAGCUCUGGUCAGGAUGAUGGAAACUCCAGGCAGCUACCAGACUGUGUUCAGGGUGAGAACGGACUCAUCCUCACAGACCUGGGCCGGAUGCAGGUCAGACUACUUAUUCAACUUACCGUUACCCAAAACUAGAACCCCAACCAUAUCAUAAAGGAAUUACUGUUAAAUAUAUUUUGCAGAUCAUCAAUGGACUGCGUAGAUUUGAGAUUGAGUACCAAGGAGAUCCGGAGCUUCAGCCCAUCAGGAGCUAUGAGAAUGCCGUGCUGGUCAGACUGUUUUUCAAGAUCUCGUCCCUGGUGAAUGAGAGGGUAUGUGAUAUAUAGCCUAACAGAAUCUGAGUUAUCAUAGUUUUAGUCCAAGCAUUUCUUAAUCAGAACCGUUCUCCCCUCCACAGUUCGGAGGUCACAUGGAAGCUCUGUGCUCGCGGCCGGACUUCCUGGGCCGGUUGGGACGACACUACCUGGCCAGCCCCGAGGCCAUGGCGGACGGCAGACAGAGGAGCCCAGAGACAUGGCGAACAGUGGAGAGGAACCGACGGCCGCGACUAAGCCUGCGCGCACUGGCGAGCUACAGAACUCUGCUGAUGCUUCUACUUCUCUACCUGUUUGGGGUGCUGUUCUCAUUCGGCCCCAUGUCCAGCACACUACUCAUUCUAACAGGCGGCUUUCUCUACGGACUCUUCAUAACCCUGUUUGGAGAUAAACUGAAGUCCCAGUAGCAGGGGAAUGAAAUUGAUUUUUUUUGCCACUUGCCUUCAUGCUUGACCAUCUGUUAUGAUAAAUUCAGUCCCUUUUUAUUAUUGUAAAUAAAUGCAAGUGCAUUGCUUUUCGGAUGAAGUUUGCUCAAAUAUUUUUUUAAGCAGUUUUACUGAUUGACAGAUGUGAAGGCUAGUUGUUUGAUUUAAUAUUCUAACAAGAUAUUGAAUGUUUUUCAAUUGAACAUUGAACGGAUGGUGGUGAUUAUCCUCAAACUACAAGAUUGACAGGUGUAAUAAAGAGUGACAUGACUCUUGCACUAGUAUUUUGAAGUCAUGAAAAUAAUUUCACUGAAGAUGGUAUUCUUUGCCUUAAUCGUUUUUGUAUGCUUGCUUGUCUGUAUGG